Messenger RNA from Gopherus flavomarginatus (Mexican gopher tortoise), 2393 nucleotides. RefSeq names its product centriole, cilia and spindle associated protein (gene CCSAP). The coding region runs from base 84 to 866 and encodes 260 amino acids. Gene Ontology annotation, molecular function: microtubule binding. NCBI's taxonomy places the organism in Eukaryota, Metazoa, Chordata, Testudines, Testudinidae. The record is from RefSeq and is a predicted model, not a curated record. Gene Ontology annotation, cellular component: axoneme; cytoskeleton; spindle. The transcript is spliced from 3 exons. Gene Ontology annotation, biological process: regulation of mitotic spindle assembly.
CGCUGUUCGCGGGGGGAGGUAGCGGCUACGCCGAGCGGGGUCUCUGGAGCGGGCUCGUGGGAGCUGCCCGGCCCGGCCCCGGCAUGGUGCCCGCGCGGCCCCGCGUGAAGAGCGAGUACAUGAAGCGCUUCAAGGAGCCCAAGUGGGAGUCGUGCGGCCCCUGCUACCGGGAGCUGCUGCGCUACCGCCUCAGCCGCCGCCUGCUGGAGCAGGCGCACCGGCCCUGGCUCUGGGACGGCUGGGAGCCCGACAGCAGCGGCAGCAGCGCCGGCUCCCCCUCGCCGCCCAGCACCAGCCCCCCGGCCGCGCAGCAGCAGCAGGAGGCGCCAGCGCCAGGCGCGCCCGGUCCCGGCGGCAGCAGCCGCGUUGGGGAGCCGGGAGCAGCGGGGAAGGCGAGCCCGGCGGAGCCCCCGCGUCCAGCGGAGAAAGAAACAGAGGGAGACGACCAAGAGAAAGUUGCAGAACAGGCAUUGGUGAAAGAAACUGACAAAUCAACCACCCGUACAGGACAACAACCAAGUCGAAGUGCCUUGUCCAGUCGGAAUGAUCGAAGAUCAGCUAAAAGUCCUCAAAGGACAGAUGCAGCAAAGGAGCAUAAACAUCCAUUUGCUUUAUAUGGCUGGGGAGAAAAACGUACAGAUACAGGGAGCCAGAAAACUCACAAUGUCUGUGCUUCUGCUUCAGUGCAUGAAAUUCAUGAAUCUGCACUACGAGCAAAGAACAGAAGGCAAGUGGAGAAAAGGAAAUUGUCUCAAAAGCGAGUGCGCUCUGCAGAUGUGGAUCGGACCUGGAGAGUAAAGCCUUCCCUGCCAGAUAAUCCCUGGAUGACUGAGUACAUGAGAUGCUACUCAGCAAGAGCUCGGUGAAUCAAAAGUUGCUUGGACAUAUUUCUAAAUUUAAAAUAUUUAUAUUAGAUCAGGACAUUGGUGCGAACUACUUAUGCAAGGUUUUUAUAGGGGGUUUCCAGCAGUCUGUUAUAAUCAUUUGUAUUUUGGCUACCUACCUCAUCAGUAGAGCGUAGAGCUGGAGCCAUAACAUUUGAAGAUGUUUUUAAAUAUAGUUCCUUAAAUUUUUAAAUAUUUCUCCUUUUCUGAAGUCUUUAAGAGGCAUUUCAAUGGAUCUUUUGAGAUGAUUUCAAAAUACUGAAAGUCUAAACUUUUACAAAAUCUUUGUGAAAUGAACCAAUUCUAAAAAACUUUCAACUGCCCCCUUAAAAAAAAAAAAAAAGUGUGUGGGGGGGGCUUAACUCAAAUCAUGUGAUCAUGGUGGUGUUGGAAACCUUUCCCAGAGUGUGGUGUAUGUGCUAUUGCAUUAUUUAAAAUACUUGAUUCAACACCUUCAAAAUAUCAAGUAGAUUACAAUAUCCAACCUGGAAGCAAGUGGCUCUGGUACACAAUCUGAGACACAAUGAAUACUGGCCUGAUGAAGACAGCUGUUAAGUGUUGUCUGCUAUAUAUUAGACUUUUUUUUUUUUAAAAACUUUGGUAAUAUUUCUCUAAACUUUCAGUAAUUAGUGAAUCAUGCAGAUAUUCUUCAACUGAGUUUCAUUGCUGUUUUAGAAUGUCAGUGGAAUAGAUUAAUAUGAUUCAGUUGUGGCAAAUUAUUUUCCAAGUGAGAAGUCCACAGGAUUAAUUUGCAAUUACUGUGACUAUUACACCAAAUGACUGAUGUAGACAAUCAUUAUUUGAUGGCUGUUGGUCAAUAGACAAUUGCUUGCUGUACUGCUCUUGACCUGACAACAUCAUACUGAGUUGGUAAAAACACCCGUUUUGUGCUUAAUCAUUUUGAUACCAGCCUCUCAAUGAAGACUGUAUAUAUAUUUCAAAAUGUACUUUGACCAGACACCAGCUGAUUCAUUAGUGAAGUCUUGUUUGUUUUUAAUGUUUGUAGCUGGAGAGUGGGGAGAGUGUAUUUCACUGGUAUGCAUUCCAUUUGGUUUAGUAUGGUUAAUAAUACUUAAGUUUUAAAUUUGUAGAACAGUUUUUUGAUAAACAUUUGCAAAUGAAGUUUUCGUGGCCAUAUCUGUCCUGGAGGCAUGUUCAUAACUUUCUGCCAAGGGGAAAGAAAAUAAACCCCUUAGUAACUGGAGACUAAUGAAAUCUGUGGCUAUUUUCACUUGGUUGGCUGUUUUCUGUACAACGUAGGACUGCCAGUAAUUGAUGGAUCCUCAAUUUGUUUCUUUACUCAGUUGUUCUAAAUGUAAUUUUAGUUUUGUAGUAAACAUGAGCUUAAAGAUCCUUGCAGUAGCUGUGCGCUUUUUGAGAUCUCUUUGAAGUGCGGUGGUGGUGGUGGUGGUGUAAUAGUUCUGAGGUUCAUUCUUUUACAGGCUGCUUUGGGAUCACUGACCUCUUUUGACAUAGCUUGAUCACACUUAACAUUUCAGACUCUCUCUU